Molecule: messenger RNA, 3540 nt
Organism: Siniperca chuatsi (mandarin fish)
Lineage: Eukaryota; Metazoa; Chordata; Actinopteri; Centrarchiformes; Sinipercidae
Gene: senp3b
Product: SUMO specific peptidase 3b
Exons: 13
Coding region: 458-2149 (563 amino acids)
Biological process (GO): protein desumoylation
Cellular component (GO): nucleus
Molecular function (GO): deSUMOylase activity
Source: RefSeq, a predicted model, not a curated record
GCGCGACAGAUUUGUAGUUUACAUGAGAGCGAAAAAUCUGCAGUGAACCGGCUCAGCGCAUCCUUCGUACAGACCUUUUGAAAUCGAAAUAGAUUCUUCCUGUCGAUUUCACGCAAAUCGUUGACUGUAAUACACCGUUUCUGUUAAGUAUUUACUUUUUUCUCUGAACCGGAAGACCAUUAAGAAAUCAAAGUUCGCAAGGAGGUGACAUCUGGUUGCUCCACACCUGACUUCAUUGAAUGAGGACCAAUUAGCAAUUGUUUUGGUUCGAUACCCAUACAAAAUUAAACACGCCCAACUUUCAGUCGGAAGCAGCUGUACACAGUCAUUUAAAUCUGCAGGUUAACGGUUGUCAUUCUGGGCAGACAGUAGACAUCUUUCGAAGACAUUCGAAGAUGCAAUCCACUGCUGGAUAACAGGUGACGAGCUGGCGCAGGUCGUGGGUUGUCCGUGGAUAAUGCGAGACAGUGGCGGUAGCCUGGCCCAGAACCGCUGGCAGGGAGACCUGGGUCUGACUGCUGUGGGGCAGGACGACACAGGCGGAGGUGGGAUUCCAGGAGACCACCUCAUAGUCCCAGUGUCAGGCCACAGUGUACCCGGCCCCAUGCACCUCAGACUGGGGCAGAAAGAGAAGGUGUGGACGGGCGAGUAUGGAGACGAAGAGGAUAGGAUGGGUAGGAUUGAGGCAAUAGGUGAUGAGGAAGAAGAAAACAAUCUGGAUGGGGAGGAGAAGGGUGAGUUUGAGGGCAAGGGUUGGGAUAACAAUGAGGAGGAGGAAGAGGAGGAGGAAGAAGAAGAGGAGGAGAUAGUGGAAGAGGAAGGAGACCAGGCAGAGGUGGAGUGGGAGAUCCCAGACUUUACUUCCCAGUCCACCCAGCACCCUCAUUCACAACAACACCAACAUUAUGGACCACAACAGAAGCCAGAAGAAGGUGGUGAUGUCACUGUAGAGGAUACUGUCUCCCAGCCCAAAGCAGGGGACUUGUUCAGGUCCCACCUCAGCAGGUACAGGGCUCUGAGGAGGCUCAGGCGCUGGCAGCGUUUGCGAUCCUAUGGAGGCCUGGGAUUUCGGCUCACCCAGCACUGGAAGAGCUGGCGCCAACGGGCCCAGUUGGUAUGCUCCCAAGGGCACUGGUGGAGCCGGAGAGGGCGAAGGUACAAUCUGUACGGUAAGCAGAAGAAGAUAAAGCGGUAUCAGCAAUCUCCAUACACCGAUGGAGAGGAUGACGGCAAUGAACAGAGGUUCACAGAGUCUGAGAGAGCAGAUAAACAUUUAAAUGGCUGUUCUCCAGACAAGCAAGAAGACAGAGGGAGACGGGAAGGGGAGGUCAAACCGGUGGAGCUGGCCCUUACUGAGGAACACAUGAGUUGCGUGACUGGUAUUCUUGAAGAGUCUCUACAGCACUAUGGCAGUUUGAUUCCCAUCCAUGUGGAUGACAUCGUGGAAAAGCUUCAGGACAUCUUCAAUGAGAGCUUCUCACAGCCACACAGGAAAGCAGUGGUCCAGCACCUAAUACAAUCCUUCCAGCGUUCGUCGGGAUCAGCCCUGGCUAAAACAUUCAGAGUCAACUACAAACGCCAUGUUCUGACCAUGGAUGACCUGGGAACUCUGUAUGGACAGAACUGGCUCAACGACCAGGUUAUGAACAUGUAUGGUGACCUGGUCAUGGACUCCGUGCCAGAGAAGGUUCACUUUUUCAACAGCUUCUUUUAUGAUAAGCUAAGGACAAAAGGCUAUGAAGGAGUCAAACGAUGGACGAAAAAUGUUGACAUCUUUCAGAAGGAUCUGUUGUUGAUCCCCAUACACUUGGAGGUGCACUGGUCGCUGGUCAGUGUUGACAUUCCGCGUCGAGCCAUCACUUACUUUGACUCUCAGCGGACCCUCAACAGACGCUGCCCAAAGCACAUUUUUAAGUAUCUGCAAGCGGAGGCCAUCAAAAAAGACCAGCAAGACUUUUUGACAGGAUGGAAAGGCUUUUUCAAAAUGAAUGUGGGUCGUCAAAACAACGACAGUGACUGUGGGGCUUUUGUGCUACAGUAUUGCAAGUGUCUGGCACUAGGGCAGCCAUUCAGCUUUGGCCAGCAGGAUAUGCCCCGGCUGAGGAGGCAAAUGUACAAAGAACUGUGUCACUGCAAGCUCACCCUGUGACCCAUCACUCCCACCCCAGCCCGCCAUCUCCACCUGCUCCCACCCCUGACCCUAACAAGAUGGAGGGACAAUGAUGUAACAAGGAGAGGACAAGGGGAGCAAAUGAUUGACUGGAAAAAGAGAAACUUUUCAAAAACUUUAUUUUUCUCUGCCAACAUCCAGAGAAAGUACUUCUUCUGUUGUAGGUGAUGUCAUUGUUUCGCUUUGUUUUGUCUCUUUACUUCCCUCUCUCCACCCUUUGAAAACUGAUUUAAUUUCCAUGUCAUUGUUAUUCCUUUGUGGUUGACAGAGGCCAAGACUAGCUAGCUUCCAUUUUAGGAAUGUGCUAAUCUUCCAACCUAUCGUAGUCCACUUGUGUUUUUCAAUUUGAAUGGGAGCAUGAAGAAGAUCGUGAAGAUAUCUAAAUAAUCCAGUCCAGAUGAGGGGUUGGACAGUUAGUCAAACCUGACUACUGCAUUCACGUAAGAUGUCUGAACACUGAGUGCAGAGGUAGCGUGGUUGGAUGGCAAAAUUAUUAGAACCAGUCUGCUUGUUGUUAAAUUGUACCCAUGGAUUUCCAUGCCUUCAAUCCAUCCAGUCCAUACAGCAUGUUGUGUUCCAUUCCAGAUGUCAAAAGUAUGAAACUCUGACCCGACGUCUUUGGAAAAACAAGGAAAAACACCUAACAUAAAAGAAACUCCUCCAUGCUACAGCCAAUGUUUUGUUGAUGAUGCUAUCUAGUCAGCACGUAAUGUUUUCCAUUGUAGUGCAACGUGACAUUUCCAAUGUAUAAUAAUAUUUGAUUAACAUUUCCUACAAGACGUGUAGAUGUCAGAAUCAGAAUUUACACAACAUCCUUGGAACACACCACAUAUUUACCCCUUUGCUGGAAACUUCCUCUGCCUCCAUCACGCUUCCCAGUCAUACAAAUAGAAAAUCUUCAUGUGGGAGACUGGAUCUGCAUCUGUGGAUCACUGCCCAAACAAGCCAGAAUGACACAUUGGCCCAAAGAAGGGGUAUUUUUACAUUGCAUUAAUCUUUUUUUUCUGUGUUUUAUCUGUCAGUAAAUGUGUUGAUAUGCUUAUUGCUUUAAACAAAUGGUGUUAAAAGGAGGACUACUAAUUUGUUAUUUUCAGAGUAAGUAUAAAAGAGAUCCUCUGGUUAGUAUUCCUUUGAAAGUUCAGGAGUCAUUUUGGUGAGGACCAUGACUGCUACAUACAGAUCCAGUAUGUCCACAAUGGAAUUACAGUACCCUCCUCUUCUUUUUAUAACGAAAGACAGCUUUGUUGAUCGCUGUGUUUUUUGAAUUUUUUUUUUUUUUUCGAACAGGAGUUGAUGCAAAAGAGUUGACAGUUUUAUAUAUCUUCUACAAUGCAUUAUGGUUGCUAAAAAUAAAAAGACACGGCAAAUAA